AUUAUUGUGUAAAAUUGACGUAAACUCUGAGAACUUCUCCGCUUAACGUCAAAUAUCUAAUUUUAAAAAUGACUAAUUACUCGGAAUUUUUAAAGAAAGUUUUUAGCGAUAUUGGCCAGCGUUCAGCGUACUCGCAAAUGCUAAUUGGAGUCACUUCAGGAUGGGCUACAGGAUUUACAACCAUGAAGAUAGGCAAAUUUGCUGCUUUUGCUGUUGGCGGCAGCAUUAUCUUGCUGGAAAUUGCACACCAAGAAGGUCUUAUAAAAAUAAACUGGACCAAAUUGGAUAAGAGCGUUGAUAAGCUGGCCGACAAAGUGGAAGCUUCGUUAGGUCGUGAGAAAAAUUGGAAAGAUAAGACCGAAAGAUAUGUCGACAAUCAGCUGGAUAGAGCGGAAAGCCUUUUGACCAGAAACGGCAAGAAAGUGGCCAAGUGGUAUACCAAACUGAUUGGCGAUGAGGAGGGCCCGAAAGUAAACGAUCUGCACAUAUUCCUGGCCUCGUUCUUCGGUGGCGUUGCCCUAGGAAUUGCAACUGGAUAAUUUAUAUAAUAAACGGCACAAAAAAACAUUAAAAUACCAUAUGGCUAUUAUGAACAAAUCUCACUAAAUAAAGUUACACGAAAAAAAAUAAUAUAAACGGAAA
Drosophila subpulchrella is the source of this 642-nucleotide messenger RNA. RefSeq names its product FUN14 domain-containing protein 2. Gene Ontology annotation, cellular component: mitochondrial outer membrane. The record is from RefSeq and is a predicted model, not a curated record. Lineage: Eukaryota; Metazoa; Arthropoda; Insecta; Diptera; Drosophilidae. Gene Ontology annotation, biological process: autophagy of mitochondrion. The transcript has 3 exons. The coding region runs from base 69 to 539 and encodes 156 amino acids.